Molecule: messenger RNA, 1053 nt
Organism: Aspergillus homomorphus CBS 101889
Lineage: Eukaryota; Fungi; Ascomycota; Eurotiomycetes; Eurotiales; Aspergillaceae
Exons: 5
Coding region: 1-1053 (350 amino acids)
Source: RefSeq, a predicted model, not a curated record
AUGGCUUCUGGUGAAACGCACAGCGCCGGCUCGGCCCUGGAUAAGGGCAUGUGGGCGGCCGUUGCCAUAGCCACUAUCAUCUUCAUCCUCCGCGUUAUCGCGAAGAUCAAGAUCCGUCAGAUCUUCAUCGAUGAUGCGUUGAUGUUCAUAGCCUGGGGCUUAACGGUCUCGUCUACAGUGCUACUGACACUCUCCGUACGAGAAGGCUUCGGCGGGGAUCUCCGCACGCUCCCCACGCCGAACGUGGAACACAUCCUCAAGUACAUCGCGAUCGAGAUUCCGCUGGUGACGAUCAGCACGGGGCUGGCGCGAGCGUCGUUUGUCAUCUACCUGCUAGGCAUUCUGGGCGGCAACAAGAGAUUCAAGAUCGCACUCUGGGUGGCGAUGGUCCUGCAGCUGGCGGCCAACAUCGUCUCGGGGGUCCUGCCGCUCAGCAUCUGCCGGGAUGACCGGAUCCUGUGGAAUUCAAGCAUCAAGACGACCUGCGGGAAUGUGGUGGCCGUGGUGCGAUUCUCGUACUUCUCAUCCUCCGUGAACACCGCGACCGAUCUGUUCCUGGCCGUGUUCCCCACGAUCAUCUUCUGGAAUCUCAACCUCCGCCUUAGGAUUAAGAUCAGUUUGAUUGUGCUGUUGAGUCUAGGGCUGGUCGCAAUGGUCGCGUCGAUUAUCAAAACCACCAAACUGAAAGAAGUCCCGAGCGUCACGAACCUAGGGUCGUCGGGCGGCGUCGAGCUCAUCCGGUGGGGCUUCGCCGAGAACCUGAUCAUCAUCAUCACGUCGUCGGUGCCGUGCGUGCGGCCGCUGCUCAUCUCCUCGGUGCAGAAGCUAUCCAGCGCCGCGGCACGAUCACGCUCCUACGAGCUGUCGGGGCCCUCGUCACGUUCGCGGCCAUACCAGAAGGAGAGCGCGUUGAAGGGGGAGGAGAGCGGGCACAAGCCCAACGACGACGGCGACGGCGACAGCAUCGAGCAGAUUCUCAAGGAUCUGCAUCGGCCAUCCUCAGCGCCUGGCCGGGGGAUUCAGAAGCAGGUGGAGUUUGGGCAAGCACAUUGA